CCCUCCCUCCCUCCCUCCCUCCCCCUUUCUAGUCUGGUUGGCGAACUUGAAAAGCAAACAAACUGACGGUUAAGCCUAAAAAAAAAAAAAAUACAACUCUGCCUCUCUUCUCUCUUCCUCUAGAACCCACCACUUCCAUAUAUAAGCCUUAACAUGAACCAGAAGCUUGGCCAAGACAAAGAAGAAGAGCUGGCCUGGAACUAAGAGUCUAAGACAGAAAUGAAAAUGGUGCAAAAUGGUUUUGUUGGAGAAGAACAAUUGGUGAGUUCUGGUGAAGGGCCGGUGGUUGUUGGGGUGAAGCUUGAUUCACCAAGCAGAGAGCUUUUGACAUGGGCUUUGGUUAAGGUGGCUCAGCCUGGUGACUGUGUGAUUGCUCUUCACGUUCUCGGUAACAAUGAAAUUGUGGAUCGAGAUGGGAAGUCUUCACUUUUAUCGCUUGUCAAAGCGUUUGACUCUGUUCUUGCUGUCUAUGAAGGAUUCUGUAAUUUGAAACAGGUGGAUCUCAAGCUUAAGAUCUGCAGAGGUUCUUCAAUUCGCAAAAUUUUAGUGAGGGAAGCACAAUCUUAUUCUGCUACUAAGCUUAUAGUUGGAACCGCCGCCAAACUCCAUAAAAUCCGUUCGUCGACAUCGGUAGCUAAGUACUGUGCUAAGAAAUUAACAAAGAACUGUUCAGUUCUUGCUGUAAAUAAUGGGAAAGUUGUGUUCCAGAGGGAGGGCUCCCGUUCUCCGGCUAGUAGUUUCGGUUCGCAAGGAAGUGAAGAUCAGAAACGAAAUAGUUUGCUUGAUGCAAUUCAGCGAACGAUGGCAUUAAAUAAGAAUUCUAAAUUACUGAGUGAAGGAAAUGCCAAUGCCGAGACCAAUCUGAAUACUGAUGAAACUAACUACAAAAAUUUGGAGCAGGCCUUAUUAAAAGCCAGUUCGGGCAGCUUGGAGAGUGCUCUAAAGCAAAAUUGCUCGGUUUGUGGAUCCCGUGAAAAGUUGGUGCUGCAUAAUUCUUGUUACCAAUCUGCACAAGAGUCUUCUGGUACUGAUGCUAAUGAUGGAGACAAAUCCUUGGCUAUAAUACCAGUACAAGAGACUGAGGCUCCAUCGUGUUCGAUUUCUAUGUUGAUCAAACAGUUACCUGAAAUCAGACCUGGUUGGCCUCUACUUCGCCGUGCAGUUUUAUCAGAUCGACAACGACAAGUUCCUGAUCGGUCUUCAUUGAGGCAGAUAUCUGUGGUUCAGUGGGUAAUGCGGUUACCCUCUAGAGGUACUUUGUACAUGGACAAUUCGGAACAGAAACAAGAAGGUUGCUAUCAGAGUGAAUAUAAGUCCUCUAAUUUUGAUGGAGAAAGCGGUGCAAUUGUUCCAGUGGGUGUAGAAAAUUUCAUUGCUCAGCGUUCUCCUGAUCACAACUCAAUAAACCUGCCAAAAGAAUUGGAGGGUCUUCAUGAGAAAUACUCUGCAACUUGCAGAUUAUUUAAGUACCAAGAACUCCUCUCAGCAGCAUCAAAUUUCUUGGCCGAAAAUUUGAUUGGAAAAGGAGGUAGUAGUCAGGUUUAUAGGGGUUGCCUUCGAGACGGUAAGGAGCUCGCUGUGAAAAUCCUAAAGCCUUCUGAAGAUGUAUUGAAGGAGUUUGUUUUGGAAAUUUAUAUUAUUACUACAUUACAUCAUAAGAACAUUAUUUCCCUCUUGGGUUUCUGCUAUGAGGAUAACAAUCUUCUCUUGGUUUAUGAUUUCUUAUCAAGAGGAAGCCUUGAAGAAAACCUUCAUGGUAAUAAGAAGGAUCCUGGUGCAUUUGGGUGGAGUGAAAGAUACAAGGUGGCACUUGGGGUAGCAGAGGCCUUAGAUUAUCUGCAUACUAACAGUGAGCACCCUGUAAUCCACAGGGAUGUUAAAUCUUCAAACAUACUACUGUCUGAUGAUUUUGAGCCUCAGCUAUCAGAUUUUGGACUUGCUAAAUUGGCGUCAACCUCUUCUUCACAUAUAACCUGCACUGAUGUUGCAGGAACCUUUGGCUAUUUGGCUCCCGAGUACUUCAUGUAUGGCAAAGUAAAUGACAAGAUUGAUGUUUAUGCAUUUGGCGUUGUGCUGCUUGAGCUACUUACUGGAAGAAAGCCAAUAAGCAAUGACUAUCCGAAAGGCCAAGAGAGCUUGGUCAUGUGGGCAAAUCCAAUUUUAAUUGGUGGGAAGGUUUUCCAAUUAUUAGACCCAAGCUUGGGUGUUGGCUAUGAUCGUGACCAGAUGGAGAGGAUGGUUCUCGCUGCCACGCUUUGUAUUAGACGUGCCCCACGGGCUAGACCCCAAAUGAGUGUGGUUGUGAAGCUCCUUCAAGGUGAUCCUGAUGUGACAAAGUGGGCAAGACUACAAGUCAAUGCCUUGGAAGGAUCUGAUACAUUGGAUGAUGAAGCUUGUCCUCAGUCGAACCUCCAAUCCCAUCUUAGCCUUGCAUUGCUUGAUGUGGAGGAUGAUUCACUCUCCAUGAGCAGCAUUGAGCAAUCUGUGUCAUUAGAGGACUACCUGAAUGGUAGGUGGAGCCGUUCAUCAAGCUUCGACUAACCACAAAUAUACUGGCAAGCUAAGCUGCGAACAAGCAUUCUUCCAUUAAUGAAUUUUUUUUCCCUCCUUGUAUAUUCUUUGGGAUUUUUACACUCUUUUCUUUCAACGGGGCUGCUUACAGUAGGUGUCGGAUGAGAGGUUGUUUGCCUGGUGUGCCCUCCUCCUUCCCUAUCUAUUCAAUCAAUGUUCUGUGUUUGUGGGACUGCUUGCUCAAUUCUCCCCUCAUUUUUUGUUUGUUUGUUUGUUUAUCGUUCUUGAAGGGUUUUGCUCUUUGAUCACAAAUAGAUUAGGAAUGGAAUUUUUUGUGCUGGUGGAAGCUCAUUGUGGUGUAAUCCUGGAUUAUUUUCUCCUAAAGUGAUUAUAAAAGUAAUCAUUGCUCUGAA
Molecule: messenger RNA, 2924 nt
Organism: Durio zibethinus
Lineage: Eukaryota; Viridiplantae; Streptophyta; Magnoliopsida; Malvales; Malvaceae
Product: protein kinase STUNTED-like
Biological process (GO): protein phosphorylation
Molecular function (GO): ATP binding; protein kinase activity
Source: RefSeq, a predicted model, not a curated record